AUUGACAGCCUCAUUCCUUGCUAUAAGUGCAUGCUACUUUUGUGUUGAAAAAAGUAAGCCUGAACACAUAUUGUUGGCCCUUCAACAAGUAGGUCACCCACACACUGCACAGGCUAUUAAGGCAUGUGUGGACAAAUGCAUGCAAGAGUGGACCAUACCAAAGGAGAAGAUCCUGACGGUAAUAACGGACAAUGGGAGUAACAUGGUGGCAGCCUUUAAAAACACCACAGCAGAAGAAACCAGCUCUGAGGACGACUCCCCUGGGUCCACGAUCGAAAGUGACUCUGAAAUCGAUGACCAGCGGUAUCGUCAUGUCGACAUGGAAUUGGACCGGACACCAUGUGUUGUGCAUACCAUACAACUGGUGGUCCACAUGUUGCAGAAAGAAACAACUGUCAAAAGAGUUCUCGAUAAAGCUAGGUCUGUGGUGAAGCUCUUUCGCAAGUCCUCAGUUGCAACACAGAAGUUAUUGGACCAAUGUGGUGUUAUUGUUGUAAAUGACUGCCCCACACGCUGGUCAAGCACAUUUAACAUGAUCACACGACUCCUUAAAGUCAAAGAUGCAGUCUGUCAAAUCUCAAAUGACAUGGGAUGGAACAGUUUGCUUACUAGUGAGUGGCAAAAGCUUUCCUCAUUGCAUGACCUAUUGCUGCCUUUUGCAGAACACACUAAAACUCUUCAGAGUGACACCACAUCUAUGUCUCUAGUGGUUCCUGCCCUCUUUGAUCUGCUGACCCACCUAACUGACUUUGCAGUGAACACUCGGUACAGAGACCUAUAUUGA
Molecule: messenger RNA, 784 nt
Organism: Danio aesculapii
Lineage: Eukaryota; Metazoa; Chordata; Actinopteri; Cypriniformes; Danionidae
Product: zinc finger BED domain-containing protein 4-like
Exons: 2
Coding region: 140-784 (214 amino acids)
Source: RefSeq, a predicted model, not a curated record